UCAGCUAAAGUCACUGCGCUAUGAACAGCAAACAAAGUAGUAUUCAAACAACAACGCGCUAGUCAACUGCAGUUAAUAAGUUCUAAAUUUUUUCGCCAACACCUGCAGAGUGGACGGCUUAAGCAAGAAACGUUUGUCAUUAGCUUUUAUAUACGAUGCACUUGCCGUUCGCCGUCCCUUCUUUUGUGGGCGGAAAUGCUCUUUUAAAGUUCGACGCCUUGGUGUGAAGCUGUGUGCCCGGUCUAUCACUCUACCGCCAGGUGCCUUCAAAACUUAGCAGAUUUUGACGUCUUAUCUAUCAAGAGAAGUACCCUUCAACGUCAUCUUUGAUCAUGUGGUACAGCGUUUCAUCGCGACUGCCCUGCCGAGCUGCGGCAGCGGGAUACCGCCUUUGUCAGACCCAGGCGGCAAAGCCAGAGUGCGGCUCGCGGCAGCCGCGACUGUAUGGGCAGCCGACGGCAGCCACGCACCCGCACCUACUCCGCGAAGACGAGCUCACACCUGGCCUGACGCGCCAAGAGUUCGCAUACAGGCGGCAAAAGCUCAUCGAUGACAUCUUGCAGUUGUGUGCCUUCUCCGGCUCUCCUGGAACCAGGACGACGAAGAACCACGCAGUUGUCGUCCUCUCUGCAACCAAGGCGUACAUGUCUGACAAAAUACCCUAUCCAUUUCGUCAGAACUCCGACUUCUUGUACCUGACUGGUUUCCAGGAGCCGGACAGUGCUCUGGUUAUUCAUGCAAGCACAGAUCAACGAGAAUCAAAGUCGGUCAUGUUUGUCCCACAGCGGGAUGCACACGCCGAACUUUGGGACGGACCGUGUGCUGGUCCUCUCGGGGCUGUAGAUCUUUUGGGUGUAGAUGCAGCUUAUGAAAUAGGGGAGCUUCAAAACUAUGUCGACAAGCUGUUGAAAGCCAAGUACUCUACCACCCUCUGGUAUGACCGAGCAUCCAGUCGACCCGAAGCAAGUGGUAUCCUUGGGCGGCUUGCCGACAGUUACAAGAACAACGUGGCGGUAGAGUCCCCUCGGCUGCUCAUACAAAAGAUGCGGCUGAUCAAGUCUGAGGCCGAACAGCAGCUCAUGAAGCAGACCUGCCAGGUGGCGUGCGAAGCAAUGACGGAGGUGAUGCGGGCAUCUCACGCAGGUGUGACGGAAGCACAGUUGCACUCAAAAAUGGAGUUCGAGUGUCGUAUACGUGGCGCCCAACGACUCGCCUACCCACCAGUUGUUGCUGGAGGCGCACGGGCAAACAUCAUUCACUAUGUGGCCAACGACCAGCGUGUGCUGGAUGGUGAACUUGUGCUAAUGGAUGGAGGCUGUGAACUUCAUGGUUACACCAGCGACUUGACACGAACAUGGCCUGUGAAUGGCCGGUUUGAACCCGGCCAGCGGGAGUUAUACGAACUGCUCUGGGAUGUCCAGCAGCUACUGCUACGAAAAUUGGAAGGGCCGAUGUCACUGGAUGCCCUGUUUCACAUCAUGUGUGCCCAGCUUGGACAUCGGCUUCGUGAAGCUGGCAUUCUGUCACCACACACUCCAGACUCCGAGCUUGUGCAGGAAGCUCAUAAACUUUGUCCACACCAUGUGGGCCACUACCUGGGUAUGGACGUACACGACACACCCCUGAUUCCUCGCAGCCUGCGUCUUGCUCCGGGUUCCGUGCUCACCGUGGAACCAGGUAUCUACAUACCAGAGAGCAACACUAAAGUCGCCAAGAAAUUUCGUGGAAUGGGCAUGCGCAUAGAAGAUGAUGUACUCAUGACCGGCAGUGGACCGCAAGUGCUGACUGAGAGUUGUGCCCGAGAACCAGACCUGCUAGAGAAACUUGCCAGUGGUUUCCCUUCCUCCGAGGCGAAGAGAUGAGCACGGCACUCGUGACUCUCUUGAUGCGUGCCUGUUCUGAGAAGACGCCCAGUAGGACUCGUAGAAUUGCACCGACUCUGGCGAGAUACGCGGCUGGAUGAGCUUCAGUGCCGCUUCCAAGUGCCGACCCUCGAUGCAUGUGGCAUCGAUGUCUUCCUCGAGGGCGAGCAGCGCCGCUUCUUGGCAGACGGCCACCACCUGUUGAGUGACACCGGUGUACUGUUUUUAGACUUUGCACAAGUACGACUUCUUAGUUACGAAUGAAAAGUGCUGUCAUACAGGAAGUGCUAAUUAAGGUGCUAACAGGAAAGUACAAGCAAAAGUUGCUCAAAAAUAGCAUGCUGAAACGUUGCGAGCCGUGACAGAAUACCUUGGCAGAUAGUGUGACAAUCGUCAUGUCUUGCACCAGCAGCCCCUAGUAGGGCUCUACAAAUGCCCUUGAAGUGUCCUUGGCAGCUGACGUAACUGUCAAACUUGGGCAUGUGGCAUCAAGUUGAAAUAAUUAACUGUAUGGGAACUAUUUCUUAUUUAGCUGUUGGCAUUGAUCAAGCCUAAAAGAAGUAUGCCUAAAGGAGCUUUUAUCCUUUCUAUUUUGCAAAUUGACAAUGUAUUGCAGCAGCUGUGGCAGAUGUGAAAGGUAUGGUAGCACUUUUUCAGUGUCUGGAAGUUAACAAAAUGCAUAGUGCCAAAUGCCGCCACAAAAGCUUUAUCCUGUGUUUCAGCGAGUGACAAGAUUAAUUUUCACCAUAUAUCAUUAGCACAUCUUCAAACUAUAUAUAGCAUACUGCUACUCUGAUACUGUGCCUUUUAAAGAACUGCAUUUUUGCCAAUGAAUAAAAGCAGCUUUUUUUUUUUUUUUUCAGACCUUAAGUUACUA
This is a messenger RNA of Rhipicephalus microplus (southern cattle tick), 2739 nucleotides long. RefSeq names its product xaa-Pro aminopeptidase 3. Gene Ontology annotation, molecular function: manganese ion binding; metalloaminopeptidase activity. The record is from RefSeq and is a predicted model, not a curated record. Gene Ontology annotation, biological process: proteolysis. Gene Ontology annotation, cellular component: mitochondrion. Lineage: Eukaryota; Metazoa; Arthropoda; Arachnida; Ixodida; Ixodidae.